AUGGCAAAGAAGAAGAAAUUGGCAAGGAAACCAGUGACAAGAUCAGAAGCUCAAGGCCUGCCUUCAAUCCAAAAUGAGAAUACUCAGACCAAAUUCGUUCAUGAAGAGGCUGUUGGCAAGGGCAAUGUUCAAGCAAUGGGUAAGACCCUAAUUGAGUCUGAUUUGGGAGAGAUCGCUGAUGGUGAAGUACAGGAAGGUGAGCCAAAAGUUCCUGAGUUUGCUGCUUCUAGCUGGGCGGACAAAGUGGAAGCUAGAGACUAUCAAUCUUCGGCCCAAAAGCAUUGGAAUCAAUUCAAAUCGGGUAAGCUUUCUUUUAGUGAUCAGAAACUAGAAUAUGCUGAACCACUGGUUAAGGAUGGUAAGAGGAUUGCCUUAAUUGAUGAGGAUGAAGUGAGAAGCCAGUCGACUAUCUGGAACUCAGCAGUCAUAUGUAUGGUUCUCGGAGCUAAUCCUCCAAUGGCUGUGUUUGAAGGAUUUAUCAAGAGAGUUUGGGGUCAUCUAGGGAUUGCUCAAAUUGCUAGGAUGACUAUGGGUCUGAUAAUGGUUAAGUUUAAUGAUGAGGCUACUCGAAGCCAUGUUUUGGAGAAUGGUUGCCUUCAUUUUGACAGAAAACCAGUGAUUGUUCGACCAUGGACAACCGAUUUAAGUGCGAUUCGUUUGAUCCGCUCAGUUCCUCUGUGGAUUAGACUACAUGAUCUUGGCCUUCAAUAUUGGGGAAGCAAAUGCCUUAGUGCUUUAGUUAGUACUAUAGGAAAACCGAUAAUGGUCGAUAAGUUUACUCGAGAGAUAACUAGAGUUCAGUUUGCUAGGAUUUUGGUGGAGGUCGAACUUUCAGAUAAUCCUCCUAGGAUUAUACAUUAUAUGAAUGAGCAAGGUCAACUAGUGGAGCAAGGGGUGGAAUAUGAAUGGCUGCCUGUCAAAUGCAAAAAAUGUGAUGGUUAUGCACAUAUUAUGACUGAUUGCCGCAAGGAACUGAUGCCACAAUCGGUUCAAAAAGCUACUCUACCUAAAACAUCUCAUGAGAUUGGACGGGAUAAGGAAAAACAAGUGUUGAAUUCAACUCCAGAACUAGCUAAGGAGCAUAUUGUAGAUGCUGAAGCUGGACAGGGACAAUGUUUAGGAACUAAGGAGGUGAUUGAGGAGACGUCUGAUGUUGAGGGCCAGAAAUCAAAAAAUAAGUGGCAAACUCCUAAGAAACCAGGGUCUCUGAAUAAGCAAGGCCAAAUAGGUAUUCAUAACAAGAAUGCAAACAAAAAUGAGGUCCAAGGGAAGAAGUCGAAAAAUUUGUUUGGGGUGCUUCAGGAACAGACAGAAAGGAAUGAAGGAGGAAGGGGUAAAUCGCAAUCUUCUAAUGGAUAA
Messenger RNA from Humulus lupulus (European hop), 1359 nucleotides. RefSeq lists its product as uncharacterized. Lineage: Eukaryota; Viridiplantae; Streptophyta; Magnoliopsida; Rosales; Cannabaceae. The record is from RefSeq and is a predicted model, not a curated record. The transcript has a single exon. The coding region runs from base 1 to 1359 and encodes 452 amino acids.